AUGGGUCUUGCUGUGCCGCUUACUGUGACGGACGGGGGUGCGAAUGAUGCGUCGACCUCAGACCUGGACGUCGAGCGGAAUGGGGACAGUCGGUUUCUGAUGAAUCAUUCCGUGAAGAGCUUUUCGUGGGACGGGCUUACGGUGACUGUGAAGGAUCGCGAGACGAAGAAGGCCCGGGAUCUGAUCAAUGAUAUUGGCGGGGAUGUCCAGCAAGGGGAGCUCGUGGCGUUGAUGGGCCCCUCAGGCUGUGGAAAGACAACCCUGCUGAAUGUGUUGGCUCGCCGGCCGGCUGCAUCUGGCGCCAAAGUGCUGGGUGACAGCUAUGUCAAUGGCGUCAAAGUGGAUGCUGGACCGUUUGGCCGCAUGACAUCCUAUGUCGAGCAGGAAGAUGCCCUAAUUGGGUCUCUGACGGUGCAAGAGACGCUGCAAUUUGCUGCAGAUCUAUCACUGCCCAGUUCUGUUACCAAGCGCCAGCGCAUGGAUCGAAUCCGAACUUUGUUGGAAGCGUUUGGGAUCCAGAAGCAAGCCAGCACCCUGGUUGGGACCCCCCUCCGCAAGGGUAUCAGCGGUGGUCAAAAGCGACGAGUCAGCGUGGCCAGCCAGCUCAUUACCUGCCCCAAGAUUCUGUUCCUGGACGAGCCGACCAGCGGCCUGGAUUCGACCGCCAGUUACGAGGUGAUGUCGUACGCGAAAGAGCUAGCACGGGCUAACAACAUCAUCAUCAUCGCGAGUAUCCACCAGCCGUCAACCACCACCUUCCAGUUGUUCGACAAGCUCCUCCUCCUUUCCGGCGGCCGGUCGUGUUAUUUCGGUCCGGUUGUCAAUGUCGUGAGUUACUUCGGCCAGAUCGGCCACCCGAUUCCCGGGCAAACCAAUCCGGCCGAGUUUCUGCUUGAUAUCGUCAGCGCGGACUUUGGCGGUGCGAACGGGUUGGCACACGAGCGGGUCCAAGCGAUUCAGCAGGCCUGGGCAGAGUCUGCAGAGGCAAAGGGCGUGACACAGCAGGUAAUGGGGCGAGCCUCCGCAGAGAUGGAGAAAAAGGUGGCAAGUCUGUCUGCUGAGGAUAUGGCUCGGCCAGGCCCAGUCCGAAUUACGGCUGCCUUGCUGCAUCGCUCGUUCAUCAAGAGCUAUCGGGACGUGGUUGCCUACGGGAUCAGGAUCGUGAUGUAUCUCGGUCUUGCCGUCAUGACGGGAACCGUGUGGAUCCGCCUCCAUCCUUCCCAGGAGUACAUCCAGGCUUUCGUGAAUGCCAUCUUCUUCGGAUCCGCCUUUAUGUCCUUCAUGGCUGUAGCCUAUGUGCCCGCCUUCCUCGAAGACCGGGCCACUUUUGCCAAAGAGCGUGCAAAUGGGCUCUACGGUGCAGCCCCCUUCCUCAUCUCCAACUUCCUCAUUGGUCUCCCAUUUCUCUUCCUCAUGUCCUUGCUCUUCUCGAUUGUCUCAUACUGGCUCUCCAAUUUCCGCCCUGACGGCUCCGCCUUCAUGACCUGGGUCAUGUGGACAUUCCUCGACCUCGUCGCGGCAGAGAGCCUGGUUGUAUUCGUGACAGCGAUUUUCCCGAACUUCGUCAUUGCGCUCGCGCUCGUGGCCUUCGCGAAUGGAUUGUGGAUGAGCGUAAGCGGAUUCUUGGUGACGCCGACGAUCCUAAAUCCGUUCUGGAAAUAUGUCUUCCACUACAUUGAUUAUCAGGCAUAUGUCUUCCAGGGGAUGAUGGUGAACGAGUUCUCCCAGCGGAACUACUCGUGUGGGGAGGGCUGCCAGUGUAUGUAUAUCACGGACUUGGCGGAUCAGUGCCAGAUCCGCGGGACGGCGGUGCUGGAGACGUAUGGGUAUGCGACGGGCAGGACGGGAAAAUGGUUGGGCAUUUUGGUGGGCAUCAUUGCGGUCUAUCGGCUGCUCGGGUGGGCUGCCCUUCACCUGCGCCGGACCUGA
This is a messenger RNA of Penicillium canariense, 1929 nucleotides long. RefSeq names its product putative ABC transporter. The record is from RefSeq and is a predicted model, not a curated record. Bases 1 to 1929 code for a protein of 642 amino acids. Gene Ontology annotation, molecular function: ATP binding; ATP hydrolysis activity; ABC-type transporter activity. The transcript is spliced from 8 exons. Gene Ontology annotation, cellular component: membrane. Lineage: Eukaryota; Fungi; Ascomycota; Eurotiomycetes; Eurotiales; Aspergillaceae.